Pyricularia pennisetigena is the source of this 1647-nucleotide messenger RNA. RefSeq lists its product as uncharacterized. The record is from RefSeq and is a predicted model, not a curated record. NCBI's taxonomy places the organism in Eukaryota, Fungi, Ascomycota, Sordariomycetes, Magnaporthales, Pyriculariaceae. The coding region runs from base 1 to 1647 and encodes 548 amino acids. The transcript has a single exon.
AUGCCUAGCAUUCGCCGCCUAGCCGCCGCAGCGGCGGUGGCCGCCAUCCCUGCAGACUGUCGAACUCUGGCCAGCAGGGCGUCUCCAGCCGAUGGUCCCGACACGGAGCAGUUCACGCAAGCAUGCCAAAACUUUGCCAAGGGGCUCCAGAUCCCGAACAGCACCUUCAUAUCGGCCGAUUUCGUCCCGGCAAACACAACGCUGAACUUCCCCAACGCCCACCCCACCUGCAACAGGCCGUCGCAGCUGGUGUCGGUGCCGCUCUGCCGCGUCCAAUCCAACAUCAGCACGUCGGCCACCUCGGGCCUCCACUUCGAGGCCUGGCUGCCGCAGAACUGGAGUGGACGGUUCUUGAGCACGGGCAACGGCGGGCUCGGGGGCUGCGUCCAGUACGAAGACGUGGAGUGGGCGGCUUCGCUUGGCUUUGCUGCCGUGGCCACGAACAACGGCCACGACGGGAUGGACGGGAUCCCGUUCUUCCAGAAGCCAGAGGUCGUCGAGGAUUUUGCGUUCCGAGCCAUCAAAACCGGCGUCGUGGUGGGCAAGGAUGUGUCUAGGGCGUUUUAUGGCAGGGAGCACUCGAAAAGCUACUACCUCGGCUGCUCCACGGGCGGCAGGCAGGGCAUGAAGAUGGUGCAGGACUACCCAGAAAUGUUUGAUGGCGUCUCGGUCGGUGCGCCGGCGCUCAACUUCAACAACCUCAACACGUGGAGCGGUCACUUCCUACCAGUGACGGGCUCCAACACGAGCGACACCUUUGUCAGUGAGGAUCUGUGGAGGGUCGUCCACGAGGACAUGCUGAGCCAGUGCGACGCGCUGGACGGCCUGGCAGACGGCAUCCUCGAGGCGCCGGAUCUGUGCCGCUACAAAGCCGACGGCCUGCUCUGCGACAACGGCAGCGCGCAGCCGGGCUCCUGCCUGACGGCCAAGCAAGUCAACACGGUCAACACCAUCUUCAGCGACACGCUGGCGCCCAACGGGACGGUCCUGUACCCGCGCAUGCAGCCGGGCAGCGAGAUGAUCGGGGCCUUCGACAUCUACUACAACGGACGGGCCAGCGAUAAGUCGGACUGGAUAAAAUACGUGGUCAUGGCGGACCCAAAUUUCGACCCGGCCAAGUUCACGCCCGACCUGUGGGGGAUGAGCGACGCACUGAAUCCCUUCGACAUCGCGACCACAAAGGCCGACAUAUCGGCGUUCCGCGACCGCGGCGGCAAGCUGCUGCACUACCACGGCACCAUGGACCCGGUCAUCAGCAGCGACAUGUCGCCGCGGUAUUACGAGUCGGUGCGGGCUGCGCUGCGCCAGGAGCCGGCCGAGCUCGACGCCUUCUAUCGCUACUUUCGCAUCUCGGGAAUGAGCCACUGCAGCGGCGGGCCGGGGGCGCACUACAUUGGCAACGAGCGCAAGCAGGUCGCCUUCUUGGAUCGGCCCGAUGAUAACCUGCUGAUGAGUUUGGUGCGGUGGGUGGAGGAGGGCCAGGCGCCGGAUUUUGUGACGGGCACGGCGUUUGUCGACGACAAGCAGGGCGGGCAGGUUGCGUUCACGAGGAGACACUGCCGGUGGCCGCUGAUGAACAAGUUUUUGGGUGGGGACUCGAACAAUGCUGACUCGUGGUCCUGCGUGUCUUAUAACGCUACGACUUGA